GUUCCUUGCAAAAUCCAUUAAGUAAGGUCUUCUUCGUUCUAUCGCUGACUGCGCCCAGAAAACGCAUGAAUAGAGAUGAGGAGUCAGGAGGGUGCUGAGUACGAAUCAUGUGUGAGAUGGCGAAUCAGGGGAAACCAAGCUUUUAAGGCUGGUGAUGUAUCCAAAGCUGAGAACUUGUAUACUGAAGGCAUAGAGUGCUGCAUUCAGCCUCUGUUAUUAUGCUAUAGCAAUCGUGCCGCCGCACUGAUGUCGCUUUGUAGGAUUAGGGAAGCCAUCAACGAUUUGGCCGUCGCCCUUGCUUUGGACCCUAGCUUUCUCAAAGCAAAGCUUAGAACUGCAACGUGUUACCUGCUGCUGGGAGAAGUGCAAGAAGCAAUGCAGUAUUACAAAAGCUGCAUGGAAUCGAGAAUGGGCAUGUGCUUGGAUAGGAGAAUUGCAAUUGAAGCUGCAGAUGGUCUACAAAAGGCAGAGAAAGUGGCUGAGAGUUUGCAUAGGUCUGCUGAACUCUUAAAACAGCAAACUUGUGAUGCUGCAAGAAGUGCUCUAGAAAUUAUUGCCGAUGCAUUGUCUAUAAGCAUCUAUUCAGAAAAGUUACUUGAAAUGAAAGGAGAAAGUUUAUGCAAGUUGCAGAAGUAUGAUGAGGCAAUUAAGCUGUGUGAGCAGACUCUUGAUUUUGCUGAAAACAACUUUGCUAAUGAUUCCGUAAGGCUGUGGAGAUGGCGCAUUAUGUCAAAAUCCUACUACCAUCUUGGGAAGCUUAAGGAAGCUCUUCAUCUGAUCAAGAAGCAAGAGCAAGUAAUUUUUGUCAAUGAUGGAUCUGGAAACAAAUCUCAGGAGUCAUUGAUUCCUUUUAGCCCAAAGGGAAGCCGGAAAUAAAGCUUUCCAAGCUGGAAAGUUUGCAGAAGCAUUGGAUCAUUAUAAUGGUGCUAUAUCAAAAAGUGUUGAAUCACAGCCUUUUGCAGCCAUCUGCUUCUGCAA
Messenger RNA from Ipomoea nil (Japanese morning glory), 978 nucleotides. Its product is annotated as dnaJ homolog subfamily C member 7 homolog. Gene Ontology annotation, molecular function: protein binding. The coding region runs from base 76 to 876 and encodes 266 amino acids. NCBI's taxonomy places the organism in Eukaryota, Viridiplantae, Streptophyta, Magnoliopsida, Solanales, Convolvulaceae. The record is from RefSeq and is a predicted model, not a curated record. The transcript is spliced from 7 exons.